Molecule: messenger RNA, 1851 nt
Organism: Drosophila hydei
Lineage: Eukaryota; Metazoa; Arthropoda; Insecta; Diptera; Drosophilidae
Gene: Grasp65
Product: Golgi reassembly-stacking protein 2
Exons: 2
Coding region: 197-1678 (493 amino acids)
Biological process (GO): Golgi organization
Cellular component (GO): Golgi apparatus
Molecular function (GO): protein binding
Source: RefSeq, a predicted model, not a curated record
ACAUUAGUCUCGCAUCCCUGGUCGGUGUGCGAGCGAGAUGCAUUAACCGAGAGCAUUUAAAACACUGAAAUUUGUACCACAAAAAUUGCCACGAAGAACAGAACUCUUUUUAGUGCCGCAUCAAAAUUAAACGAUUGAAGCUGUAUUGUCAGCAAAUUAAGUCACUAACAUAUUUGUUGCUUAAAGCGAUAAAACAAUGGGAUCAAGUCACAGCGUUCACGUACCCGGCGGCGGCACUGAAGGCUACCACGUACUCAAGGUGCAAGACAACUCGCCCGGCCAAAAGGCUGGCUUGGAAGCAUUCUUUGACUUUAUAGUAGCCAUAGCAGGCACACGUCUAGAUCAGGACAAUGAUAUGCUAAAGGAGCUGCUACGUCAGAAUGUCGAUAAACCUGUUCGCAUCACCGUCUAUUCGAGCAAAACACAAACCGUGCGCGAGCUGACAUUGACACCCAACAACAGCUGGGGCGGCCAAGGACUGUUGGGUGUUAGCAUACGCUUCUGCUCCUUCGAGGGUGCCAAUGAGAGUGUGUGGCACAUUCUGGAGGUGCAUCCCAAUUCACCGGCCGAGCUGGCGGGUUUGCGAGCCUACAGCGAUUAUGUAAUCGGGGCUGAUGCCAUUCGCCAUGAGAACGAUGAUCUAUUCACUCUGAUCGAGACGCAUGAGCAGCAGCCGCUCAAGAUGUACGUCUACAAUCUAGACGAUGAUGCUUGCAGAGAGGUUACCAUUAAGCCGAACACUGCUUGGGGCGGCGAGGGAGCUCUGGGCUGUGGCAUUGGGUAUGGCUAUCUGCAUCGUAUACCAGUGCAGCCUGCACCUACACCGACUCCUUCCACGGGACCUGUUGCAGCGACACCCAGUGGCCAACCUAAUCCUGUUGCGCCGCCUGUUGUAGCUACCAGUGGUGUUGUUGCACCAACGUUGCCUUAUAUACCGCCACUGGCAAACACAUUUGGCUCAACCAACUCUGAGAUACGGCCACCAACAAUUGAACCCCCGGCACAGAGCGUAUUCAAGACCUAUUUCAACCCGGAUGAUGGAACGGAUGCAUUGAGCGCGGCACUUGAGAAUCAAGCUAAGAUUGCUGAACCCCAGGUGGCCAAUCCAGCUAGCAACAUAGCACCGCCAGCAGUUCCAGCUCCAGUUGCUGUUGCUGAAGUCCCUGCAGCGCCACAGCAACCACAACCCCAACCACAACCACAACCACUUGCACCGCCAGCGAACAUCUACAUACCCGGUGUUUUCGAUCCCAAUAACCCACAACAAAGUACGAAUGUUAGCGUUGGCGGUAUCCCAGCCGCUCAAUUGCCAUUCCCACAAGCAACUGCAGCAACACUACCACCACCAGCCGUGCCCAUGUUCUCAAUGGCAGGAUUGCCGCAGCAACAUCAACAGCAGAUCUAUAUGACUGCACCGGCAGCUCUAUCGUAUCCAGCUGCUGGGGCUGCUGCCCAAACUGUGCCCACGUAUCCUCAGGUGCAGCCGUCAAUGGGCGGUCUGUUUCCUACUCAGCCAACACCGCUGCCGCCGCAGAUGGCGCAUGCAUUUGCGCCGCAGCCGCAGCCACCGCCGCAGCAGCUGCAGCCUCCGCAACCACCAGCAGCCAGCACUGAACAAACGCAACUAGGACCACCACAAGCAGCAGUUGCGCCACCACCUGCGAUGUCAAGUGCUUAGGCUCCACUCAUGAGACAACUACGUUAACCAAUUUUAACUUCUGUACGUUGUUAGCGACUUUACAUAAAUUGUCGUUAAGUUUAAUAAUGUGAUUUGUUUUUAUGAUUCUUAUUGCGAUGAACCGAAAUCACAAGUGACAACUGUCAAACAUUUCAGUGCAAAAUGCAUAAAUA